Molecule: messenger RNA, 742 nt
Organism: Perognathus longimembris pacificus (Pacific pocket mouse)
Lineage: Eukaryota; Metazoa; Chordata; Mammalia; Rodentia; Heteromyidae
Gene: Tnfsf14
Product: TNF superfamily member 14
Exons: 4
Coding region: 1-726 (241 amino acids)
Biological process (GO): immune response
Cellular component (GO): membrane
Molecular function (GO): tumor necrosis factor receptor binding
Source: RefSeq, a predicted model, not a curated record
AUGGAGGAGACGAUCGUGCAGCCCUCCGUGUUUGUGAUAGACGGACAGACAGACAUCCCAUUCAGGAGGCUGGGGCACCACGCGGGGAGACGGCGCUGCAGCGCUGCCCGGGGCGGCCUGGCUGUCCUGCUGCUGCUCCUGGGAGCGGGGCUGGCGGCCCAGGGCUGGUUUCUACUGCGGCUGCACCAGCACCUGGCAGAGGUGGCCACCCGCCUGCCGGAUGGAGAUUCGGGCUCCUGGGAGAAGCUGAUGCAAGAGCAAAGGUCCCACCUGGCCAAGCCAGCUGCACACCUCACAGGCGCCAACACCAGCUUGAUGGGCAGCGGAGGUCCACUGCUGUGGGAGGCCCAGCUGGGCCUGGCCUUCCUGAGGGGUCUCAGCUACCACAACGGGGCCCUGGUGGCCCCCAAGGCUGGCUACUACUAUGUCUACUCCAAGGUGCAGCUGCGUGGCGUGGGCUGCCCACAGGGGCUGGCCAGUGGCCUUCCCGUCACCCAUGGCCUCUACAAGCGCACGCCCCGCUACCCCAGGGAGCUGGAGCUGCUGGUCAGCCGCCGGUCGCCCUGCGCCCGCUCCCCCAGCUUCCGCGUGUGGUGGGACAGCAGCUUCGUGGGUGGCGUGGUGCACCUGGAGGCCAGGGAGGAGGUGGUCGUGCGGGUGCCUGGUGAGCGCCUGGCCCAGCUCCAUGAUGGCGCCCACUCCUACUUUGGAGCUUUCAUGGUGUGACGGAAAUAGAAACGUU